Messenger RNA from Chara braunii, 1425 nucleotides. The record is from the annotation of a GenBank genome assembly. NCBI's taxonomy places the organism in Eukaryota, Viridiplantae, Streptophyta, Charophyceae, Charales, Characeae.
UGCGACGCUCGAAUGCGUCGGCGACUCACGUGAGGCGAUGGUGGAAGGUUUGAAAUCUGAAUGCGAUCCGUUCCUUCGUUUGGAAUGUGCCUGCCAUCAGGAGGAGGAUCUACUGUCCCAGAAAAGAGAGUCUACAACACGUGCACAAUCUAUAGAGAUAGGGAGUGGGCCCUUGAUUGGGGGGGGGGGCUACACGAGGCGGGAUGUGGGGCCGCUGUGUUUCUGAAGAACGCCUCGGGUGACGACUGGUUCUGUGUUGGAGGGAUUAUUAAAUCCGAGGAUGAGAGGGUGGACGGGCACGGACGGAAGUUCAUGAGGUUUUUCCUCACAACGGUGUUCGACGAACAAGGAGUGGACCAUGCGAAGGCCGACCGUAAAGUAAGCAUGGAUUACAAUUUGUUCAAGGGGUAUGGCGGUAAGGCUAUUACCAUGAAAGCCUUCGAUGUGUCCCCGAAAGAAGACGGGAGUGUGUUGACGAUGCUUGGCCCCGUUAAAUUCCUCGCCAAAACGAACAGCUACAGGAGAUCAGGAAACAGUCCCACGGUUGAGGCCGGCCAUCGUAUGUCCCCGACAUUCGUGCCUUUUGACACGCCGGACGAGGAUCUUCCCGGUAUAGCAAUGACAGAGAGACAGAGGACGCCACAUAGUUUUCCAACGCAGCAGACGUCAGCGAGUGGGGGCCGGUGCCACAACAAACAGAGCCAGCCGCGUCGUCCACCAGGCGAGGAUGAGCAUGGUCCUCCUGUGGGUUCGUCCUGCCGGAUGGAGUGUGUUGGACCGUCUCAACCGUCCAGCUGGCAAGACCAAGGCACCCCUGUCAUCACAUACAAAAGGAAGGCCCUCCCAACUCGUCCCUCUCCCAGUUGCCAGAAGGACGAAGGUGGUGCGUCCAGGAAGGCGGCGCUGCGGGAGAUAAGCGAAGGAUCGGACGAGGAAACGGAGGAUGAUUCUAGGGUAUGUGUUGAUCGACAUCCACAGGGUAAUCAUGCCGUCGAUGAUGACGAAUGUGGUGUCGAUGAGGACAACGUCGAAGAGGAGAACAGCGAGAGGGAGAGAGAGAGAGAGAAUCGUGAGGAAACUAUGCACGACUGCGAGGGUGGGGAGUCUCAACAAUACUAUGAGGAGGAUGACGGGGGCGAUGGAGAAAACGAUCAUGCCUAUCCUGUAGGUGAUGACGAUGGACGGCAAGAGCGGUCGACUGAUGUGGGGUCGACGACGCAACAGGAGAGCGGUCGGAGGCCAGUGUCCAGAAAAGGAAGCGACAAUCUUCAACAAGUCCAACGGCGGCGGCGGAUAAGCGCGCUGCAAAGAAACUCACUGUUGCUGCAUCUCGACAAGCGCUCAAAGCUUCUCAAGAGGCGGUCGAUGAAAGCGUGAAGAAACGAAAAGGGUCCGCGUCGACAAGGGCGACAAAAGCGGAGAAAC